GUAUUUGCCACGUUGCUGUAGACAACAGACUUAACGCCUCACUCACACCGGGAAGAUGUCAGUUGACAUUUCUCCACACACAGUGGUGGACGGCGGACAACUUCAAGCUGCUAGACCUCACACACCGAUGUGUCAGGUUUCUGUCAGGUGGAGCUGCAGACUGUUUUGCGGCUUAAAACAUGUUAACUGACGUGAUUUUGGAGGAAGAGUUUGACAAGAAUGGAGAGGCUUGGUACGACCCGCAGGACCUUGAACAUGAUCUCCAUUUGGCAGCGGAGCUUGGGAAAUCCCUCCUCGACAGGAACCAUGAGCUGGAGCAGGCCCUGCAGCAGAUGUACUCCACCAACCAGGAGCAGCUGCUGGAGAUAGAGUACCUGACUAAGCAGGUGGACCUGCUGCGUCAGAUGAACGACCAGCACGCAAAAGUGUACGAGCAGCUGGACAUGUCCACGAGGGAUCUGGAGCAAGGCAACCAGAGACUAGUGAAGGACAGCCGUCUGGCCCAGCAGAAGAUCAGCAGUCUAACAGAGACCAUUGAAGGGCUUCAGACCUACAUGGAGGACCUGCAGACUCAGGUGGAGGAGCUAAAGACAGCUCAGGCAGAGCGAAACAAGAGAGAGCUGGCAGAGCAGCGACGCAACCUCGGAGCACAGAGUGUGUCCUGUCUCAAAGAGCUGUACGACUUACACCAUGACAGGCAUCUAGCCCACCAUGGUCUGCGUGUGGAUGGACUCUGGUCAUCUGGUCCGGGCUCUUUCUAUGACAGAGACAGAGGCCAAGACCCGGAGCAGGAGAACGCGGCUCUCCAGCGCUCCGUCCAAACCUUUCAGAGCCAGAUAGCUGUGGAGCGGAGCCGGAGGAAGGCUGCAGAGCGUGAGAGUGAGUUGACAUCUAGCGAGAACAGAGGCCUGGAACAGCAGCUGGCCCUGCUGGCCGGCGGCCGGGCCAGGCAGAAGGAGCUUGAGACCGAAGUGGAGCAGCUGCAUCUUCUGUGGCGCGCUGAAUGUGCCAACAGUGCCAGAAGACCGGACCUUCUGCUGCUGCCUGAUACAGUAUUCUUUGCCUCAGAAGAAAGACCGGUGCAGGAUGAGAUGGAUGAGAAGGUAGAAAAGGAAGAGGAGCAGAGAACAUACAUCCGGCAGAGGUGUAACAGUGACAGCGGUUUGAGAGCGACUAACACAGACGAGAUUCGCCGUGGUCACGAGCAGCUGUGUGUAAGGCGAGCGGAGGCGGUGAAACAGAGGGGCAUCUCUCUGCUCAACGAGGUGGAUGCACAGUACAGCGCUCUGCAGGUGAAAUAUGACGAGCUGCUGCGGCGGUGCAAGCAGGCAGACAGGCCCAGUCAUAAAUCUGUCCAGACAUCCAGCAGUCCCUGUGCGAGCGGCCGGACCCGCCGCCGCCGGUCCUCAGUGGCUCUGUCUGAAAUGACAGUCGUUGUUGAAGACGGCAAGCAGCCCGAGUACAAGGCUCUCUUCAAGGAGAUUUUCACCUGCAUCCAAAUGACCAAAGAUGACCUCGGUGACAGCAGACAUCCAGUCGAGGACAGUGAUGCCCAGGGCUCUGCAAGAUGAUUUUAUUAUUCAUAAUCCUUGGACUUGUUUGUCUCUGUCAGUGUUUGACAAAGGAGAAACUUGGAUGUUGCUUUGCUAUAAAAACAUCCAGAGGGUGUGGAUACAAUAUACUUGACAUGCUGCAAUCCUCUUAUCUCCUGUCAUUUUCGACACGCCUAUGCUUUUGUUAGUCAGCACUGUUAAUUUUACUCCGUCCUUAUUGAAAAAUGAAGUGUUAUAAAGCAGCUAAGUAAGAGUGAACAACACAUUUGAAAAAACACAAACAGAAAACUAUAGGUGGUAAAGAAAUAUUUCAUGGGGAGAUAUUUAUAGUAUAUGUACUCUCAGAUCCUCGACUAAUAAAAAGUACAUUUCAGUGUGUUGUACAACCUCCGACAGUAUUCAGGGUUUAUGUAAUGUUAACACUGUGAUCCUUUGAUCACUUGGUGCUUGGGAGACUUGACCUAAAUUGGAGACGUAGCUGUUAUGUAUGACUUAUGUAAACAGAAAUGUUGGAAUGUUGUAAUAGGAUGAAAAACUGUAGAUACGUAAUAACUAAAGACUCAGGAGUUUACGAUAAUUAGCUUAAUAGCUAAUGUGAGUUGGUUUUUGUAAGUUGACAAAAGUUGGUUCACCAGUCGAGGGUCAUUGGAGUGUUACCAGAGAAAUAUGAGUGGACACUGGAAAACUGUUUUCAUGUCUGCACAGCUUCUGACGAGUGUCUUUCUGCCAGUAUGACGCAUAACAGCUCUGCACUUUGCAUGACUCAUGACAUUUUCCUUUUUUAUUUAUUAUUUUUUUUGAAAGAAGAUUAAAUUAUAUUUAUUUCCUUUGUUGUUAAAGCAGAUUGGUCAGCUGAGUGUGACAGUAAUUGUACACUGAGGUGCGUAUUUUGUGGAUGUACAUAAUCAGUGUGGCACAGGUGAUUGAAAAAAAUAAAACAGAGGUAAAUGGAAAAAAUCAUAAGAAAUGUGCACUUGUUUAUAAACAAUUUCCUUUGCCUCAAAUUGUCUGAAUAAUUCUUCUGACAUGGAAAUUUUCUCCUUUUGAUAUAGAACCGUAAUUGUGUUGAUCAGGUUACCAUACACUACGGAAAGACUUAAAUAACAGUUUAUGUAUAAGUCCGAGUUCGAAAUGUUGUUAUGAGGUUGUCCUUUUACUUUCACUUUCCAUGUGAUGUGAUGCUCAUGUGAAAGAAGAUGCUUAAUGGACAAUGCUGAUGUACUAAAAUACAGUAUAGUAUGGCACUUAGCAAUAUGCUUUUUUGAAACUGUGAAACUAAUUAUUAAAAAAAACA
This is a messenger RNA of Cottoperca gobio, 2847 nucleotides long. RefSeq names its product cerebellar degeneration-related protein 2a (gene cdr2a). The transcript has 7 exons. The coding region runs from base 180 to 1571 and encodes 463 amino acids. The record is from RefSeq and is a predicted model, not a curated record. NCBI's taxonomy places the organism in Eukaryota, Metazoa, Chordata, Actinopteri, Perciformes, Bovichtidae.